UGUACAUUUUGUUUAUAUCUUCUUUAAGGGGUUGAGGAUCACCACCUGCCCUGCUUCCUUGAUGUCCAAACUCUCGGUCUCAGAUGAAAUUUGCUUGCCUAAUGCAGCUGCCCCAGAAUAGCAACCGUCUUAGCUGCCCCCUUCUCCAAACUUGAGCCUCCAAGUCAACCCUUGCAUCUCCUUAUUGAGUGCCAGCGGUGGGAUGGGGGGGCCGAAGUCAGGGACCCUGCCCCCCUCCACCGCCGACUGGGCCUCGCCUCCAGGCCGACCCCUGGCCAAUGGGCAGGCCAAGCGGAUCAUAUGUCACUAUAACAGAAGGACAUAAUCAGCGCGGUUGCAAAGUCCACUGUCACCAUGUCUGACACUGAGGAAGUUGAUCAGGUCGAGGCUGUAGAAGAGGAGGUAGUAGAGGAAGUAGAGGUGGCCCCUGAGGCGGCCCCUGAGCCAGAGGCAGAGCCAGAGCCAGAACCAGAGCCAGAGCCAGAACCAGAACCAGUGGUAGAACCAGAGCCAGAACCAGAACCAGAGCCAGAGGCUGAGGCUGAGCCUGAAGAGGCCGUUGAAGAGGAAGAGGAAAAGCCAAAGUUCAAGCCCAGCGCUCCAAAGAUUCCCGAUGGUGAGAAAGUGGACUUUGAUGACAUCCAGAAGAAACGUCAGAACAAGGAUCUGGUCGAGCUGCAAGGCCUGAUCGAUGCUCACUUUGAGUGCAGGAAGAAGGAGGAGGAGGAGCUGAUUGCUCUCAAGGACAGAAUUGAGAAGCGUCGCGCCGAGAGGGCUGAGCAGCAGAGGGUCCGCGCUGAAAAGGAGAAGGAGCGUCAGGCCAAACGUGAGGAGGAGAGGCGGAUGAGGGAGGACAGGGAUGCCUCCAAGAAGGCAGAUGAAGAAGCGAAGAAGAAGUCAGCUCUGUCCAGCAUGGGCUCCAACUACAGCAGCCACCUGCAGAGAGCUGACCAGAAGAGAGGAGGCAAGAAGGAGACUGAGAGAGAGAAGAAGAAGAAGAUCCUGGCCGCCAGACGCAAGCAGCUGAACAUCGACCACCUGAACGAAGACAAGCUGAAAGAUAAGAUCAAUGAGCUGCACGAAUGGAUGACCCAGCUGGAGUCUGAGAAGUUCGACCACAUGGAGAGACUGAAGAGGCAGAAGUAUGAGGUGAGAACCGCCGUCCCUCUCCUCUUAAUCUUCAUUAUGUUUAGUGGUUUGUUAUUCUCGCCAGAGCUGCUCAACCUGACCUUAAGAGCCUACAGUAAAAAUGUCUUGUUUCUACAAUACUGUAUAUUUUCAUACUUUUUAACUUACAGAUAUUUAGUGGAAGAAAAACACUUUAGGAAAAUCGGCAUACUGUGUUCUAGUUUGAAAAUACAGCUUUAAUUAUUAAUUAAUUCAUUAAUUUUGGUCUGACUUACUGCACAGAAAAACAUUUACAUUUGUUAUAUAUAUUAAAUCAGGUCAAGUUUUCCUUAUGAAAAUUAUUAUAAUUAUAUUAAUGAUAUUAUAAUUAAUUAUUAAAUACUCUAAUUACAAUUAUUAACAACCAUUGUGAUAAUGUAUGAAUACAGCUGAGUGUCAGAACUCAGCUGUGUCAGAACUGUCCUGUUCUUGUUUAAAUCAUAAAUUUAGUAGUAUUUUAUCUUAAAAUAGUUCCUGUUCUGGGAGAAUUUAGCAUUGGAUAAUCUUGGGAUCUCUUGCUUAUUUGAAAAAUGUAUUUAUAUUUCUUUUUUUAAUGAAGAAAAAUUGUUUUGUCAGAAUGCAAUGUGUCCAGUUAUACAUGCACAUUAUUAACAUAUUUAUCCACAGCUUUGUCCUCGGUAUGUACUCUGAAUUCUGCACUCUGAUCUACACAUUUAAAACUAGCAGAUAAAAAGCAAGAAGUUCUUUCCAACUGUACCAGCUAUUCGUUGUUGUUGUUAUUUUUGUUGUUGCCGUUGGCGACCCUGAGGCCAGUGCCCAGUUAAGCGAACUUUCGGGUGUGAACCCUCGAUGUGCUCUUUGAUUCCCUCCAGGUUACAACCCUGCGUAAGAGAGUGGAGGAGCUCAGUAAAUUGUAAGUAGAGCUGAGCAGUAGGGCCGUUUUGCCUGCCAGCUUCAGGCUCGCUGCAUGUUAGCAUGAAGGACGGUCAGUAAGAACCACAGCGCCUCCCGCUGGCCCAGAGUGGACUCAAGACACUACCAAUAAGGGACAAAAAAAAAAGAAAAGAGUU
Molecule: messenger RNA, 2198 nt
Organism: Centropristis striata (black sea bass)
Lineage: Eukaryota; Metazoa; Chordata; Actinopteri; Perciformes; Serranidae
Gene: tnnt3a
Product: troponin T type 3a (skeletal, fast)
Exons: 12
Coding region: 355-1368 (337 amino acids)
Biological process (GO): muscle contraction; regulation of muscle contraction; sarcomere organization
Cellular component (GO): troponin complex
Molecular function (GO): troponin I binding; troponin C binding; tropomyosin binding
Source: RefSeq, a predicted model, not a curated record